Molecule: messenger RNA, 1106 nt
Organism: Lucilia cuprina (Australian sheep blowfly)
Lineage: Eukaryota; Metazoa; Arthropoda; Insecta; Diptera; Calliphoridae
Gene: Uch
Product: ubiquitin carboxyl-terminal hydrolase
Exons: 5
Coding region: 211-894 (227 amino acids)
Biological process (GO): ubiquitin-dependent protein catabolic process; protein deubiquitination
Cellular component (GO): cytoplasm
Molecular function (GO): cysteine-type deubiquitinase activity
Source: RefSeq, a predicted model, not a curated record
UUAACAGUCUGGCCACACUCAGAUAUGAGUAGGAAAACUGUAAAAAGUGCAAAAUAAAAUCAAACAAAAAAAUCACUCCCACCGUAUCAACCGGCAUUUUCUUUUGCGAAGAAAAAAAAAUUGGAAUAUUCUUAAAUAAAGAGAUAGACUCUUAAAAAAUAAUAAUUUAACUUUCUAAGUGAUAGCAGAUCUCAUUAAAACAUAAGAAAAAUGUCUGUUUGGAUGCCAUUGGAAUCGAAUCCCGAUGUAUUAACCAAAUACAUACACAAAUUGGGUGUAUCCAAUGAAUGGGCCUUAACUGAUGUUGUAGGCUUGGAGCCUGAAAUGUUGGAAUGGAUACCUAAGCCAGUUAAAUCGAUUAUUUUGUUAUUCCCCUGUUCGGAAACGUAUGAAAAACAUCGUGCCGAAGAACAUGAACGUUUGUCUGGCGAAGCUCAGGAUAAUCCUAAAGAAUUGUUUUAUAUGCGUCAACUGACCCAUAAUGCCUGUGGUACUGUGGCUUUAAUUCAUAGCAUUGCCAAUAACAAAGACAUUACUUUGAAGGAUGGUGCUUUAAAGAAAUUUUUAGAAACCGCAAAAGAUCUAUCGCCUGAAGAGCGUGGCAAGUCUUUGGAAAAUGAUGCCGCUAUGACGGAAGAUCAUCAGGCUUUGGCUCAGGAAGGUCAAACUGCUGCCAAUCCCGAUGAAAAAGUCUAUCAUCAUUUCAUUGCAUUAGUCAAUGUCAAUGGUACUCUUUAUGAAUUGGACGGACGCAAAUCGUUCCCCAUUAAACAUGGUGAAACUACCGAUGAAUCCUUUGUACAAGAUGCUGCACGUGUUUGCAAAGAAUUUAUGGCUCGUGAUCCAGAAGAGUUACGUUUUACUGUCAUGGCAUUGGCUGCCAAUCAAAACUAAAGUGGAUUUUCAUUGUAACUACAAAAAUCCCCAUUAUUAUUAGUGUUGCUUUAAUGCAUUUUUUAUAACUUUUUUUAUAUGUUUAUAUGUAUAUAGAGAUUUUGAUAAUCUCUUUAAAACAAACGCUUAAAUGCCUUUUUAUGCUUUAAUUAAACUUUUUUUGGUCUGAAUUUAAAUGUAUUCUUUUUUUUUAAAUAAACAAUAAAAUUUAA